Messenger RNA from Aspergillus steynii IBT 23096, 2553 nucleotides. RefSeq names its product putative G-patch domain protein (TFIP11). Gene Ontology annotation, molecular function: nucleic acid binding. The coding region runs from base 73 to 2376 and encodes 767 amino acids. Gene Ontology annotation, biological process: spliceosomal complex disassembly. The record is from RefSeq and is a predicted model, not a curated record. The transcript has a single exon. Gene Ontology annotation, cellular component: U2-type post-mRNA release spliceosomal complex. NCBI's taxonomy places the organism in Eukaryota, Fungi, Ascomycota, Eurotiomycetes, Eurotiales, Aspergillaceae.
CCUCCACCGACGAUUGUCAUCUCCACUCCGAUUUCCUCCCUCGCCCGCUCCCUCCCUCACUCGCUCGGGGACAUGGAUUCCCCGUCGGAUUCAUCCUUCGCCGGCCAGAAGCGCAAAGUCGCCGACAUGAGCUCCGACGACGAGGACGAGCGCCCGACCAUGGGGUUCCGCGGCUUUGCGCGAGCUUCGUCUCGGUCGGAGUCCCCUCCCUCUUUCGGUCUGGGUAGCGGUCAUCGCAAGCCUAGGAACAACAUGGCGCAGUCCGCAAUGGGGGGCUCCAGGGGGGGCAAUAACAAUGGCGGCAAAGGCCUGGCGGGAGGAAAUUCGUUCGCCGCGCGCAUGAUGGCCAAGAUGGGUUAUGUCGAGGGUCAAGGUCUUGGGUCCGGGGGUCAAGGUAUCGUCAAUCCGAUCGAAGCUCAGGCGCGUCCCACGGGUGCGGGUCUGGGUGCCGUUCGAGAGAAGACGAAGCAGGCGCGUGAGGAGGAGAAACGAGCGGCGGCCCAUCGCGGUGAAACGCUCGAGGAUAGCUCCGACGAGGAGCGCAAGAGACGACAGAAGAAAAAGGAGCAACGCAAACGAGAGAGCCGCAGUGGCACAGGGACGCCGGUUGCCCGCGCGAAGCCGCAAUUCCGCACGGCCCGGGAAAUGGAGGCAGAUAUGGAGGGCCUGGAGGUCCCGAAUGUGCUCAAGUCGUUGAUUGAUGCCACGGGGAAGGAACAAAGAGUGAUCACCUCCACAGCGGGCCUGAUGACCCCAAUGCCCUUCGUCAACCAGGGCGAAGGCGAGGCGCUGAAAAUCGCACAACGGGCGCGCCAUGACCUAGAAGCCUUUGCCGACGAAUGGAAGGGAUUGACCGAACGAAAGAACUUCAUCGAAUUAGAAGAGGCGCAGAUAGUUGAGCAACUCGACACUCAGCAGCUACGAGCCGAUCAGUUGGCGGAAUUGAUCACGGCCGUUGGGGCGCUGGAAAUCUUCCAAGAUGACAGCAACGUCCGGAGGAAGUUCGAUGAAGUAACCGACAAGCUUGAAUCGCUGGAAAUGAAAUUCCGAAACGAAAUCCUUGAAUACCGACUACCUGAGACAGCGGUAGCCGCCAUACAUCCCCUCUUCCGUGAAGCCAUGGAAGAAUGGGAGCCUCUCAAGGAACCGACAUUCCUCGUACCGCAUCUCCGCCGCCUCCAACCCUUGCUCUCUCGAAAGAAGAACACCGAAGAAGGCCAACGACAGUCAACAUCGCCCUACGAAACGAUGAUAUACACCCUCUGGCUGCCCCGCGUGCGGUCAGCCCUCCUCAACGAAUGGGAUGUGUUCGACCCGACCUCCGCCACGUCGCUAAUCGUUGCAUGGAAGGAGAUUCUCCCGUCCUUCGUGUACGCCAACGUGCUUGAUCAGCUCGUGGUGCCCAAGCUCACCGGCGGGAUCAAAGAAUGGAAGCCCAGAAGCAGCAGUCGACAGCAUUCAUCCUCGCAGCACGGUUCCCGGUUCCCGUGGUGGCUAUUCACAUGGCUUCAAUAUCUCGACGAACGACACACCGACCCCAAGCAGGCCACGGGUCUUCUGUCAGAUGCAAAGAGGAAAUUCUGCACGCUGCUGGAGUCCUGGGACCUCAGGAGAGGCCUGGUCAGCGGCAUCGAGCUCUGGCGCGACGCGCUGGGAUCCGGGUUCGACGACUGUCUACUUAAAUACCUCCUCCCGCGACUCGGUCGCCAUCUGCGCGACGAUUUCGAAGUCAGCCCGCAAGACCAGGAUCUCACCGCGCUCAACGACGUGCUGGCAUGGAAGGACUUUUUCAAACCCAAAGUGAUGGGCCUGCUCCUGGUGGCCGAGUUCUUCCCCAAAUGGCACUUCAUUCUCCACUACUGGCUCACGCACGACCCGAACUACGAAGAAGUCGGCGAGUGGUUCGUGUGGUGGCGUACGCAGAUCCCCGUCGACAUCAACGAACUGCCCAUAGUCAACGACGAAUGGAACAAGGGCCUGGAGUCCAUGAAUCUGGCCUCGAGCCUGGGCGACCGAGCAGCCGCCGAACUUCCACCCCCGACCACGACGCGCCACGAGCCCGAGGAAAAGAAGGAACAGGCAACUCGCGCGCCCGUCGAAGCGCCGCGCAAACCCAAGGCCGUCGAAGAGGUCAGAUUCAAGGACCUCCUCGAAUCGUGGUGCGAAAACGAGGGACUCCUCAUGCUGCCGCUGCGGGAGGCGCAUCCGCAGAACGGCCAGCCUCUCUUCCGCAUCACGGCCAGUGCGACGGGAAAAGGGGGCGUCGUGGCAUACUUCCACGGCGACGUGGUCUGGGUGCAGAACAAGAAGGCCAAAGAUAUUUGGGAGCCGAUGGGCUUGGAAGAGCGAUUGGUGGAGAGGGCAGAAGGGAAGUAAUUUCGUUCUUAGCCUUUACCACCCUCAAGGUUCCUACGAGUUUCUUGAAAACUUUUUGCUUUUUCUGGGCUUUUAUGAUAUCCUGUUUCGUCUAUGAUAGAAUGUACGGAGUACCGUUUUUUCAAAAGCAAACGAAAUACCCCAUGACUCUAUAUAAUUGAAGAGAAAAUAUUAAUU